AUGGUCUUCUUUACUUGCAACCACUGCGGUGAAUCGGUGAAGAAACCAUCUGUGGAGAAACAUUACAACACCAAGUGUCGGAACCGUGUCAAAAAUGUCUCCUGUAUGGAUUGCCAGAAAGAUUUCCAUGCCGAAGAGUAUGUGGCCCACACAAAAUGCAUUACAGAAUUGGAAAAAUAUUCCGGCAAGAAUUUUGUGCCACGUGAAUCGCUAAAUAGUGGACAAAAGAAACAAGAUACCUGGAUGGAUAUUGUUCGGUCCAUUUUGAAUUCCCAAGAAUAUGACCUGUCACCUCAGACCCGUAAUAUUUUCCAAAGACUACAGAGUUACGAUAAUGUACCACGUAAGAAGGCAAAAUUCCAAAACUUUGUGGCCAAUUGUCUGCGGGUGCCGGGCAAACAAGCUGAGCCUGUAUGGGCUGUGUUGGAAAAGGAAUUGGAAAAUAUGAAAAAAGCCAAGCAGGAAGAAAUGGCUGCUGCUAAGAAAGCUCAGGAGGAGGCGAAAAAGGCAAAGGAGGAAGCUAAACCCCAACAAAAUGGUGUUAAACGCAAGGCGGAGGAGGCUGAGCAGACGAAUGGUGACGACAAUGUUGAGAAAAAGAAGAAAAAGAAAAAGGCUGAUACCACCACGGAACAGGUGGAAGAAGUGGCGACGGAAAAUGGUAAUGCCGAGACAAUAGAAGAAAGUGAAGAAUUCCAAUGGUCAACUGUGCUAGAGAAACUUGUAGCCAAAAAUCCCGAAGGAAUUUCUUUGGAAAAACUUAAAAAGAAACUGCUUAAGAAAUACAAAUCCAAAUUAGCCCUAGAAGAAUUAACGGAAAAACAACAAAAGAAGUUUGAAAAGAAAUUCUCCAAAACCCUAAAGAAAUGUCCAGCUAUACAAGUCGAAAAUGAAGUGGCCAAACCAUGCUAACACCACA
Musca vetustissima is the source of this 919-nucleotide messenger RNA. RefSeq lists its product as uncharacterized. Gene Ontology annotation, molecular function: DNA binding. Gene Ontology annotation, cellular component: nucleolus. The record is from RefSeq and is a predicted model, not a curated record. Bases 1 to 912 code for a protein of 303 amino acids. NCBI's taxonomy places the organism in Eukaryota, Metazoa, Arthropoda, Insecta, Diptera, Muscidae. Gene Ontology annotation, biological process: rRNA processing; negative regulation of transcription by RNA polymerase II. The transcript has a single exon.